This is a messenger RNA of Coccidioides immitis RS, 2469 nucleotides long. RefSeq names its product DNA repair protein (mre11). The transcript is spliced from 2 exons. The coding region runs from base 103 to 2469 and encodes 788 amino acids. Gene Ontology annotation, biological process: meiotic DNA double-strand break formation; mitotic intra-S DNA damage checkpoint signaling; telomere maintenance. Gene Ontology annotation, molecular function: 3'-5'-DNA exonuclease activity; manganese ion binding; DNA endonuclease activity. The record is from RefSeq and is a predicted model, not a curated record. Gene Ontology annotation, cellular component: nucleus; Mre11 complex. Lineage: Eukaryota; Fungi; Ascomycota; Eurotiomycetes; Onygenales; Onygenaceae.
CAAAAGGGGGUCCCAUGACAGUACUUCUUGAAGCUCCUGGCCAUUUAUGAGAAUCUAAAAUCUGCGCAGCACAUUUGACUUCUCUAUUUCGAGUUAUUCGUCAUGUCGCUCGGAGAAGUUGAUACGAUACGCAUUCUCGUCUCAACCGACAACCAUGUCGGAUACAAUGAGCGUGACCCCAUCCGUGGAGACGACUCCUGGAAAUCCUUCCAUGAAGUCAUGUGCCUCGCCAAGGAUCGCGACGUCGACAUGGUGCUGCUCGCCGGCGACCUGUUCCAUGAGAACCAGCCGUCGCGGAAGUCCAUGUAUCAGGUCAUGCGCUCUCUGCGAAUGAACUGCUACGGUGAUAAGCCGUGCGAGCUGGAGAUGCUGAGCGAUGCCAGCGAGAAUUUCCAGGGGCCGUUUAAUCAUGUAAACUACGAGGAUCUGGACAUCAAUGUUGCCAUUCCCGUGUUUUCAAUACACGGGAACCACGAUGACCCCUCCGGGGAGGGCCAUUUGGCAGCGUUAGAUAUCCUGCAGAUGUCUGGCCUGCUAAACUACUAUGGACGGACGCCGGAGUCCGACAAUAUCCAGGUCAAGCCCGUCCUGCUCCAGAAAGGCCGCACGAAAUUAGCUUUGUACGGUUUGAGCAACGUAAGGGAUGAGCGGCUCUUUCGAACUUUCCGAGAUGGAAAGGUCAAAUUCUUUCGCCCGUCUAUACAACAGGGUGACUGGUUUAAUCUUAUGAGCGUUCAUCAAAACCAUCACGCAUACACAGAGACAAGUUACCUCCCCGAGACAUUUCUACCAGGAUUUAUGGACCUCGUCAUUUGGGGCCACGAACACGAAUGUCUGAUAAAUCCUCGCUUCAAUCCAGAAACGAAAUUCCACGUUAUGCAACCAGGUUCUUCUGUUGCGACCUCUUUAGUUCCUGGUGAAGCGGUUCCCAAACAUGUCGCCAUUCUCAGCAUCACUGGGCGUGAUUUCAAAUGCGAACCCAUCCCCCUGAAGACCGUACGCCCGUUCGUGAUGAAAGAAAUCGUUCUGAGUGAAGAGAAGGAGGCUCAACGGCUCCUGAGAAAGGAAAAUAACCGCACGGAGCUCACACGAUUUUUGAUGGGUCUCGUGGACGAACUCAUAGAAAAGGCCAAAAAUGACUGGCUCGCAUCACAAGACGAUUUCGACGGAGAUGAAUCAGAGAUACCUUUGCCGCUGGUCCGGCUUCGUGUAGACACUUCCACCCCCGAAGGAGGCAGUUUCGACUGCGAAAACCCCCAGCGCUUCUCGAACCGAUUCGUUGGUAGAGUGGCUAAUGUCAACGACGUCGUGCAAUUCCACCGGAAAAAGAAAGCCACGACAGCUGCUCGCGGCAAAACGGAUGCCCCUGGUGAAACUAUAUUAUCUCAACUCUCCUCCUUGGACACCGUCAAAGUCGAACGACUCGUCCGCGAGUUUUUGACUGCUCAGUCGCUGACUAUCCUCCCACAAAACUCCUUUGGAGACGCGGUUUCUCAGUUUGUCGACAAGGACGAUAAACAUGCCAUGGAAAUGUUCGUCAACGAGUCGCUUGAAAGUCAAAUAAAACACUUGAUGGAUCUAGAUCGGGAGAACGAAGAGGGAGAUGCCGAGUACGAUGAAGAAGAAGCACAGCAGAGUUUGCAGGCCGCCAUGGACAAAUAUCGUGAGCAACUGGAAGAACACUUUUCUAGGGGCAAGGGCAAAAGAAGAGGAGGCAGGAGGAGGUUCAAGCCAAAGCCUGAUUUGUGGGAUAGUGAUUUUGACGGCCCGUGGGAGGAUCAACCAGGUGCUCUGAUCCAUUCAGAUGUUGAGGGGGCUCAGAAUGCGGGAGAAGAGGAAGAAGAAGAAGAUGAUGAUGAUAAUGAAGCGCCUGCCACCAGCCGGAGACGAGGAGCUGCCUCUGCCACUUCGACUCGCGGUACUAGAGGCGGUCGAGGCGGCAGAGGAGGCAGAGGACGCGGUGCCGCAUCAUCCAGGGGUAAGACAACGACGGCAUCGACACGCGUUCGAAGCCGACAAGUUAUGCCCGACGAUGAGGACGACGACGAAGAGCCUGGUCAUGAUGAUUUGUUUGUACAAGACGACGCCAUCGAUAACUCGGCGUCGGAAGCCAGCAAUGCCUUCUUCUCACGGCCCCUCCGAACAACACCCCGCUCUCCUGUUCCAGCUCCAUCUUCACGAAGCCGCAAGACAUCAUCUACAACCACGACCGCAUCAACUCGCAAGGCUCCCGCGCGCUCCACAGCCGCUACCCGCUCAAAACAAACAACUCUGAACUUGGCUCGUACCUCUCAGCCAAGUCAAAGUCAGACAAUCACUAGAUCGAGUAAUGUUAGCGGAGUAGGUAGACGCCCAACGCGAAGCGCCGCGGCGAAAAAGAACAUUGUGAUUAGCGAUAUUGAGGAUGACGAAGAUGACGAAGCGUUUGAGCCUGUGCAGCCGGCUAGUAUUAGGAGUCGGAGGAGAUAG